AUGGCCACAGCGUUGCCUUAUCGACCGUCAAACGACUCUCUCUCCGCCUCAAAUCGCCAAACAACGGGACUACCCCGACUCUCACCAGCCCCUUCCUUCAUCGGACGAUCCCCCAGCAGCUCACACGGAUCCUAUCGCCGUAUAUCUACAGAAAAUCCGGGCUCAUCCUUCAAACCCCGCCGCUGUAAGGCACAAUACCCACUGGACUCGCCUGAGCGCCAUGUGGAAUACAUCCUUGUUGCGUCCUUCCACAUUGAUCGGGGGCCGAUCAUGGAGCAUCAGUACCCCGCCGCGAUCAGUGGUGAUGAGAGUAUGCUGGCAGAGCUGAUGCUGCCCGACCAAACCCAUGUGCGAAGUCAAGACUGGACCAUGUUCUUCUUGCACAAGGAUACCAGUGGUGACGAUGACACCGACUCAGUGGGAGGGAAAAAGAAGAAACGGAAGUCAAAGUACCGUGGGAACCAAGAGGGGGCGGAUAUUCAAGAUGAGAACUCGGACGAAGCCUCCGAUGACCCAGACAGUAGUGACGACGAGGGUGGUGAAGGGCCACCAUUGAUGUAUGUGCUGAAUCUGGUCAACACGAAGCAAGACAACACGGUUCGGCGUGGUGCCGUGGUCAAGGCCAUGGCGAUCUGUACACGACACUCAUUCCUCCAUAUUUACAAACCACUUCUUCUUCUGGCGCUGGAAGAUUACUUUAAAUCACCCUACCCUGAAACACUCGCAUCUCUCUAUGACGCCGUCAAUGCCAUGGACCUGUCGCUAAUGCCGAAAAUGUCCAUAUUGGAACGCCACAUCCUGCAGUCUAGCAACACGAAGGACAUGUUCUUAGAGAAGUUUGAACAAAUGAUUCGCCAGCGAGAAGAGGAAGAAAGUCAAGACGGCGAAUGUCCACCAUCGCCCAAGAAAAUGAGCCGAUAUGUCUUACCUCGGGAUACACACGAGUACGAGUCGAAAGUGGUCUAUAAUGACAUUCCAAUUCCAGUCAAGAUCCCAACGGUGAUUUGGCCAGAGACAGUUGGCGACUUCUCCCUCAUCAAACUCGUUCAGACAUUUGCCGUGCCUCAUGCCACCUCUCCGCAAGCAUUCCCAGCUCACCCUCAUCUAACCACAAGCGGUCCCUUCACGCACCCGAUAAUCGUACUCGUCAACGCUAUUCUCACCCAGAAGCGGGUUGUGUUCCUUGGACACAACCGACCAUCCGGGGAGGUUGCAGAGGCAGUUCUGGCAGCCUGUGCCCUAGCAUCGGGAGGUAUUCUGCGCGGGUUCACCCGCCAUGCCUUCCCUUACACAGAUCUUACCAAGAUCGACGACCUUCUCAAAGUCCCUGGCUUCAUCGCAGGUGUCACAAACCCUACUUUCGCGAACCAUCCUGAAUGGUGGGAUAUCUUGUGCGACCUCCCAACCGGACGUAUCAAGAUCUCAACCCAUGUCGAACCUGCCCCAGUGACAGAAGGUCUUCUGUUCUUCCAACAGCAGAAUGCCCUCCUGCCAAACAACACCUCAAACACAACCCACGACCCAACAGGUGACACCCUCUUUAUGGAAGACAUCCUCCGAAGUAUCAGCCAACGCCAUGGUGAGAACGCCGUCCGUGCCAAAUGGCGUGGCUACAUCACCAAAUUCGUGCGCGUAGCAGCUGCCUUCGAAGAAGCCGUUUACGGCGCCUCAAACCUGUACAUAAUCGGUCCAGGCGAAGAGCUUUCACCGGACAGCCCAACAGGACACCAGAGUGACGCAUCAGACCCAAGCUCUCUUCGCGGUCAUGGUUACGUCUGGACAGAUGAAAUGGCCAAACAGCGCGAGCUAUCGGCCUCCGUCUCCCGGAUUGAAGGCUGGCGCAACACCCGGUCCUAUUACUCCUAUAUCCAAGACAUUGCCGCGAUGUACUUCCCCGCGCGCCCAAUCCAACGCCCCGACAUUACCCAUCAUCACGAUCGUCUGCGUGCACUCAAGCUCUCGCAUUCGGAAUCGGCUUCCAUCUACCUUGCUCUCGCUCACGCUGUCAAGGACUACGCCGGUAUCUGCCAGCUGCUGUGUGUCGCGCCGGAGAACCAAGCGGGUCUCUUCUAUAUCAGCAUGGGUCUUUUCCACCCCGAUCAAGUUGUUCGCGAGGCGACGGUCGAUCUACUAGACCGUAUCGCGUCCCAUCCGGCCGGGCGUCAUUUCUGGACUCAAGUUGGUCGCUUUGCGAAAUUGGGGUAUAUUCGUGUCAAGAGGGAGCGGGAUGCUGCCACGCAAAGUCCUAUCUCCGGUGCGGCUUCACCUACAAUUCCAACUAGUCCCGGUGCUAGUUUUGGUGGGGAGCCGCAGAGUUUGGUUGGUGUUGCCAUGGGUGGCAGCAUGUCGAGAAGGAGUUGA
Messenger RNA from Penicillium salamii, 2361 nucleotides. The record is from the annotation of a GenBank genome assembly. Lineage: Eukaryota; Fungi; Ascomycota; Eurotiomycetes; Eurotiales; Aspergillaceae.